Messenger RNA from Ilex paraguariensis (yerba mate), 624 nucleotides. NCBI's taxonomy places the organism in Eukaryota, Viridiplantae, Streptophyta, Magnoliopsida, Aquifoliales, Aquifoliaceae. The record is from the annotation of a GenBank genome assembly.
AUGUCGAGUCGCCAAGAGAAAGAGAAAGGUGUUAUGUGGCAGGUUCUUCUUCGUUGCAGACCAUUUAGCGAAGAAGAGUUACGGAACAAUGCACCGCAAGUAGUGACCUGCAAUGAUUACCAGAGAGAAGUUGCGGUUUCUCAAAAUAUUGCUGGGAAGCAUAUUGAUAGAAUUUUUACAUUUGACAAGGUUUUUGGUCCUUCAGCUCAUCAAAGGGAUCUUUAUGAUCAAGCAGUUAUUCCAAUUGUCAAUGAAGUGUUGGAGGGCUUUAAUUGUACCAUUUUGGCAUAUGGACAAACUGGCACGGGAAAAACAUACACCAUGGAAGGUGAAUGUAAAAGGUCAAAGAGUGGGCCUAAUGGAGAGUUACCUCCAGAAGCAGGUGUCAUACCCAGAGCUGUGAAGCAAAUUUUUGACACAUUGGAGAGUCAAAAUGCAGAAUAUAGUGUGAAGGUCACAUUUUUGGAAUUGUAUAACGAGGAAAUUACCGAUUUGCUUGCCCUGAAGAAAUAUCUAGAGUUGCUUUGGAGGAUAAACAGAAAAACAGUUGCCCCUCAUGGAAGAUGGAAAAGGAGGAGUUCUUGUGAGAGGAUUAGAGGAGGAAAUUGUAGCAAGUUCGAGUGA